AUGCAAGCCAGAGUUUUAUCGCUGCGCGCCGUUGCUCGACUCAGUGAAUAUUCGGCUAAGGUCAGUCUCAGCGGCCGAACUCUAGUAAUAGAAGCAGGCCGCCUAGCACGUUUGGCGGACGGCUGCGCAGUGGCGAAGUUCGGCGAAACUGCGGUGAUGGUAACGGCGGUGAGUAAAGCGAUCACGUCCUUGCCGGUGCCAUCAUUCAUGCCGCUGACAGUGAACUUUCAAAACAAGGCAGCUGCUGUCGGCAGAAUCCCGAGCAACUUUUUGCGCCGAGAGAUCGGCUUGAGUGACGCAGAGAUCCUCACGGCGCGCCUAAUCGACCGUUCAAUUCGCCCGUUCUUCCCCAAAGAGAACGCUAGCGACUGUCAGGUAAUUUCUGAUAUGCACUCUUAA
Soboliphyme baturini is the source of this 399-nucleotide messenger RNA. The record is from the annotation of a GenBank genome assembly. Lineage: Eukaryota; Metazoa; Nematoda; Enoplea; Dioctophymatida; Soboliphymatidae.